Aplysia californica (California sea hare) is the source of this 656-nucleotide messenger RNA. RefSeq names its product probable serine/threonine-protein kinase yakA. The record is from RefSeq and is a predicted model, not a curated record. NCBI's taxonomy places the organism in Eukaryota, Metazoa, Mollusca, Gastropoda, Aplysiida, Aplysiidae.
GAGCAGGUAACAAAACCUCGCCGUGUGGUGACCUGUGGCUACAGGCCUGUGUAUCAUCACAAUGGGAAACAAGAAGCAAAGCGGCGGACGUGCCCCUGGAAGGGACAAGUCGAUUAUUGUUAUCCGGAGCUGGACUUUGGUUCUUGCCCCAUGCCUCAAGCCAAACGUCGGCGUUGUUACAGUGAGGCAGAGCUUGCAGGCACCGGCUGGGGUUACUGCCCGCCUUGUGUGGACGACCCCAGGGAGCUGAUCCGGCCUAGAGAUCCCAGGACACCGGACUCGGCGAGACCCUCUGGAGCACCAUACUUCAACCACUCGGAAAAAUGCUGCCCACAUACAGAAGCACCGCUUGCAAUCAAAGGAGGUUUCAAUUUCUGUGACUGGUUGGCUACAGUCAAGGACCGAGAAGCGCCAGAGGAGUUUGAGAACAGUUGUUUCCCUUCCCUGUGUGUAUGGUGUGCACCUGUGUAUGUGGACUGCUGCCCGCACUAUGAUGACCCUGCAGCGUACACCAUAGCUAAAGCUAGUUGAUGUAUGAGCAAGUUAAUGUCUGUCUAUCGUAGGGUAUUUCUAUUAUUGAGGUGUAUACACAUACGCACACACACACACACACACACACACAAACACACACACACACACACACACACACACACACA